This is a messenger RNA of Monopterus albus (swamp eel), 2544 nucleotides long. It is a transcript of the gene acvr1c, whose product is annotated as activin A receptor type 1C. Lineage: Eukaryota; Metazoa; Chordata; Actinopteri; Synbranchiformes; Synbranchidae. Bases 37 to 1728 code for a protein of 563 amino acids. The transcript has 9 exons. Gene Ontology annotation, biological process: cell surface receptor protein serine/threonine kinase signaling pathway; protein phosphorylation; cellular response to growth factor stimulus. The record is from RefSeq and is a predicted model, not a curated record. Gene Ontology annotation, cellular component: signaling receptor complex; plasma membrane. Gene Ontology annotation, molecular function: ATP binding; transmembrane receptor protein serine/threonine kinase activity.
GACGUGCAAAACACUUUCUCUCGGAUUCCCAUUCACAUGUCUUUAUCAGAGGUUUGCAGCGCUAAUCCUCUAACAUUCCGCUCAACAGAGGCGGAGCGAAACCUCUCAUUGCGUUUUACAGUUUCCUCCCAGCGAAAGCCAUUCGUGGCGGGGUGCCUGGCCGGCGGACAUCACCGCAAUGUCGCGUUUUCUGUAGAGCAGCUACGUAAACGGUGCGUCGGAGAAGGAGCAGAUGCGGCACUUGCCAUGACUUGUCGCAGGAAGCGGAGCUUUCGUGCGGCGUUGGUCUUCCUGUGUGUCGCCCAGCUGACUGCAGGUCUGAAGUGUGUGUGCCUGCUCUGCGCCAACCACACCUGUGAAACAGCCGCAGAUGGUGCCUGCUGGAACUCUGUGAUGCUGAUUGAUGGGAAGGAGGAGACGGUCAAGUCCUGCCUGUCACCUUCUGAGAUGAAGGGCCAGGUCUUCUGCUACAGCUCCCGCAAUGUCUCCAAGAGGAACUGCUGCUUCACUGACUUCUGCAACAAUGAGACUCUGCACCUAUACCCAGAGAGGCCGUUGGAAGAACCUGGCUGGGGCAGGCUGCAGCUCGCUGCGAUGAUUCUAGUGCCAUCCUGCCUGCUGAGUGUGGGGAUCCUUCUAGGUGUGUUUGUUGUGCAGGGCCACUGCUGUGCCUACAGACGAGCCCACAAUCAGGACUCGGAGGAUCCUCUGGAUGACCAGAUGCUCAUGUCACCUGACAAAUGUCUCAAAGAUCUGAUCUAUGACAUGAGCACCUCAGGCUCUGGAUCAGGUCUGCCACUACUGGUCCAGCGAACCAUAGCUCGAACCAUUGUCCUGCAGGAGAUCAUUGGGAAGGGUCGGUUUGGUGAGGUGUGGCGGGGCAAGUGGCGAGGAGAGGAUGUGGCAGUGAAGAUCUUCUCCUCCAGGGAUGAGAGGUCCUGGUUCUGUGAAGCAGAGAUUUAUCAGACUAUCAUGCUUAGACACGAUAACAUCCUGGGAUUCAUCGCUGCUGACAACAAAGAUAAUGGCUCAUGGACUCAGCUCUGGUUAGUGUCAGAGUACCAUGAGCAUGGCUCUCUGUAUGACUACCUGAACAGGUACACAGUCUCCAUGGAAGGCAUGAUUGUCCUGGCUUUGUCCAUAGCCAGUGGGCUGGCACAUCUCCACAUGGAGAUCAUUGGCAUGCAGGGGAAGCCUGCCAUUGCUCACAGAGACCUAAAGUCUAAAAAUGUUCUGGUGAAGAAGAACGGCACAGCAGUCAUCGCAGAUUUGGGUUUGGCAGUGAAACACGACUCCAGCACCAACACCAUAGACAUACCGUCGAACCACAGAGUGGGAACCAAGAGGUACAUGGCCCCAGAAAUUCUGGAUGAGACAAUCAAUAUGGAUAGCUUUGAGUCAUUCAAGCGGGCAGAUAUCUACUCGCUAGGCCUGGUGUUCUGGGAACUGGCCCGACGAUGCUCUGUUAGGGGACUUCAUGAAGAUUUCCAGUUGCCUUACUAUGACCUGGUGCCUUCAGAUCCGUCCAUCGAGGACAUGAGAAAGGUGGUGUGUGACCAGAAACUCAGGCCCAACAUUCCCAACCAGUGGCAGAGCUGUGAGGCAAUGCGUGUGAUGGGCAAACUGAUGAGAGAGUGUUGGUAUGCUAACCCUACUGCUCGACUCACUGCUCUACGGGUCAAGAAGACUGUGUCUCAGAUGUUUGUCAUUAAGGAAGUCAAAGACUAGUUUCCCUGUGGAUCAGCGCUGGCGCGAUACAAGGAACAGGGAGCAAAGACAGAGAAACUGUGCUCUCUAACUGCCCCAGGCUGCCCUCUUCAGGGCACAACCCCACUCUUCACCCUCAGAGAGCUUCGCUGGGUUGUUGUUGAUGCCAAAGUAUUGCAGGAGGUAUCUGUGGCUGCUGUGGACAUAAACACCUAAUCAACCAAUUUGAACCAAACAGCUAAAGUUUUUUUUAGGUAGAGCCAUUUGAAAUAUAAUUAAUGUAUAUACAGAUUAUUUUGCUACCUCACACAUUUAAGUGCCCAAAGCUUGAAGUUGCACAUUGUGAUGUUUUUAUGCCAUAUCAUGUAGCAAACACAGUAUUGUUGAGUAGGUAACAUAGCUGCUUCUGACUCAUUUUAGACGACACAUAUAGACUGUUUCUGAUAAUCUGAACCUUAAAGCAGGGGUUUUCAACCAACUGUGACUGAGGGAACACCAUUCUGACUAAGGGGUAACCCAAGGACCACUGUUGUAGGUUGGCUACACCACAUGGGCACUGUUUUAAUUCUGAAAGUGACCAUGGCUUUUUUUAAACGUUAUAUCUUUGCAUGAACUAGAUUACUCACACAUGUUUAAAAAAUAAAAUUAAACUACUGAUAAAUUAAACUACAUUAUUGAGGGCGACAGUGAAGUGUUUGAAGGUUCGAAUCUCGGUGCCUGCAGUCCAAAAUGUCUAAGUGUCCUUGGGCAAGACAUUGAACCCCCAAGUUGCCCGUGAUGGCAGCGUGUGUAUGUACAGUAUGCAGUGGCCCGAGGUCCCCGGCUCCAAACUAAAUU